Molecule: messenger RNA, 6990 nt
Organism: Triplophysa rosa
Lineage: Eukaryota; Metazoa; Chordata; Actinopteri; Cypriniformes; Nemacheilidae
Gene: tjp1b
Product: tight junction protein 1b
Exons: 30
Coding region: 370-5730 (1786 amino acids)
Biological process (GO): cell-cell junction organization; establishment of endothelial intestinal barrier; positive regulation of blood-brain barrier permeability
Cellular component (GO): plasma membrane; bicellular tight junction
Molecular function (GO): cell adhesion molecule binding
Source: RefSeq, a predicted model, not a curated record
AGAGAGAGAGUGCAAGAGAGAGCGCGCGCGCGCGUUCUGAGCAAAGCGGCAGUACGCGCGAGUGGCGGGAAAAGAAUGCCCAUCUCCUGAGUAAUAACGAGAGGAUUGGCGCGCUUUCUCCUGACAGAGGCACGACACGAGCAGACUGUCAUUGUGGUCAUGGGUGGCAGCGGCGCGCUCCCUCGCGUGGAGUGUUUUCCCUGUCAGUGCUGCUGCUGCUGGAAAUGGCGCUGUGAUGCUCAGCAAGGAAGACGCAGUUGAAGCCGAUGCCAGGGAGCGGGAGGAGAGUCUAAACUCUUAUUAUUAGUGUUACCUGCGCGAGUCUUUCGGUGCGGAUUUUUGUGUUGUAAAAAAGCGGUGAACAGUACCAUGGUGAAUUACCAGAAAUACAUAACGGUAAUGCAGCUGGCUCUAGGGGUGACUGCCUACAACAGAGAGCGUAGCCUGCCUCCCAGAAAACAUAUGUGGGUCUUCCCCAAACACGACAAAGACAAAUACGGCCCUGCAGUUUACUACCCCAAGAUCAGCGCAUUCAUCGGCACCCCAGAAUCCGUCUCAGUGCUGGAUGAGUCGGAGGGAUCGGCGCACGGCAAGCCAUCCCUGCGCAGAAUCAAGGGCCGAAUUCACCGCAGCAAGAGCCUGGACAGCAUCGACCUGCUGGACUCAAAUAGCGCAGCAAUGGACGAGACAGUAAUAUGGGAACAGCACACUGUAACUCUACACAGGGCACCAGGGUUCGGCUUCGGGAUCGCUAUCUCAGGUGGAAGGGAUAACCCUCACUUUCAGAGCGGAGAGACGUCCAUCGUCAUAUCAGAUGUUCUGAAAGGAGGCCCAGCUGAGGGCUUACUGCAAGAGAAUGACAGAGUGGUGACGGUCAACUCCGUCUCCAUGGACAACGUGGAUCACGCGUAUGCAGUGCAGCAGCUCCGGAAAAGUGGGAAGAAUGCAAAAAUCACCAUCAGGAGAAAGCGGAAGGUUCAGGUGCCCAUGGGCCGGCCGGGCGAGCGUGAGACCAUGUCGGAGCACGACGAGGACGAUGACAGCUAUGAGGAUGAGAUCUACGAGGCCCGAAGCGCACAGAGCGGGCAGAGUGCCUACAGCGGGGGCGGAGCCACGGGCCGGAGGAGCAGCAGGGGUGACCGGCUGAGCGGGAGGAGGGACCGAGACAGAGAGCGCAGCGGCUCCAGAGAGAGGAGUCUGUCCCCACGCUCGGACCGCCACUCUGUGUCCUCCAACCUCCCUCCACGCCCAGCCAAAGUCACCCUUAUCAAAUCCCGCAAAAAUGAAGCAGAAUACGGGCUUCGCCUGGCCAGCCACAUCUUCGUAAAGGACAUUUCCCCUGAGAGCCUGGCGGCCCGAGACGGAAACAUACAGGAGGGAGAUGUGGUGCUCAAGAUUAAUGGCACAGUGACUGAGAACCUGUCCCUGAUCGAUGCCAAGAAGCUGAUCGAGAGGUCAAAGGGCAAGCUGAAGAUGGUGGUUCAGAGGGACGAAAGAGCCACGCUGCUCCAUAUCCCAGAUCUAGAUGACAGUAUUCCCUCAGCGAACGCUUCUGAUCGAGAUGAUAUUUCAGACAUCCACUCCGUGGCCUCCGAUCAUUCCAACCGAUCCCACGACCGGAAGAGGAGCAGUCGUUCUCGUUCUCCGGACCGCCGCUCUGAGCCGUCGGACCACUCCAGACACUCGCCGCCUCAGAUCAGCAACGGCAGGGCCGCAGGGCCGACGUCUCAGAGAAACCGGCCAGUCCACAGGAGUCGUGAUGAGGAGAGGAUCUCGAAGGCUGGGCCGCUGCCCAUACCUGCUAAGAUGGUGGAGGAGAUGUCGAAAGAGCAGAGCGCAAGCAGAGAAGAGAAACAGCUCCCCCCUCUGCCAGAGCCCAAGCCUGUGUACGCCCAACCCGGUCAGCCCGACGUUGACCUGCCCGUUAGCCCGGCAGAUGCUCCUGUGCCCAGCGUCACCCCUGAUGACAGCAUCUUGCGGCCGAGCAUGAAGCUGGUGAAGUUUAAGAAGGGCGAGAGCGUCGGGUUAAGGCUCGCUGGCGGGAAUGACGUUGGGAUAUUUGUGGCGGGUGUACUGGAGGACAGUCCCGCUGCUAAAGAAGGCCUGGAGGAGGGAGACCAGAUUCUCAGGGUAAACAAUGUGGACUUUGCAAACAUCAUCCGUGAGGAGGCAGUGCUGUUUCUGCUAGACCUGCCCAAAGGAGAGGAGGUCACCAUCCUGGCCCAGAAAAAGAAAGAUGUCUACAGACGCAUCGUUGAGUCCGACGUGGGAGACUCAUUCUACAUCAGGACCCAUUUCGAGUAUGAGAAGGAGUCGCCCUACGGCCUGAGCUUCAAUAAGGGCGAGGUCUUCAGGGUGGUCGAUACCCUUUACAACGGCAAGCUGGGAUCCUGGCUGGCCAUCCGCAUCGGCAAGAACCACCAGGAGGUGGAGAGGGGCAUCAUCCCUAACAAAAACAGAGCCGAGCAGCUAUCGAGCGUACAGUACACUUUACCAAAAACCCCAGGAGGGGAUCGUGCCGAUUUCUGGCGCUUCCGUGGUCUGCGGAGCUCCAAGAGGAACCUGAGGAAGAGCAGAGAGGACCUUUCUGCUCAGCCCGUCCAAACCAAGUUCCCUGCUUAUGAGAGAGUGGUGCUCAGAGAAGCUGGUUUCCUGAGGCCUGUGGUCAUUUUCGGGCCCAUCGCGGACGUCGCACGAGAGAAACUGUCCAGAGAGGAGACUGAUCUCUUUGAACUCGCAAAGAGCGAACCUAGAGAUGCUGGCACGGACCAGCGCAGCUCCGGAAUCAUCCGUCUCCAUACCAUUAAACAGAUCAUUGACCGAGACAAACACGCAGUGCUGGACAUCACCCCCAACGCGGUGGAUCGGCUGAACUACGCUCAGUGGUACCCCAUCGUUGUGUUCCUCAAUCCGGACAGCAAGCAGGGAGUGAAGAACAUGAGGACCAGACUGUGUCCCGAAUCUAGGAAGAGCGCCAGGAAGCUGUAUGAGCGCGCUCUCAAACUGAGGAAAAACAAUAACCACCUCUUCACCACUACCAUUAACCUGAAUAACAUGAAUGAUGGCUGGUACGGCGCUUUAAAAGAGACCACCCAGCAGCAGCAGAACCAGUUGGUCUGGGUCUCAGAGGGCAAGGCAGACGGCGCUCCUGACGACGACCUCGACAUCCACGACGACCGCCUCUCCUACCUCUCGGCGCCAGGGAGCGAGUACAGCAUGUACAGCACCGACAGCCGCCACACCUCCGACUACGAAGACACAGACACGGAAGGCGGGGCCUACACCGACCAGGAGCUGGACGAGACCAUGAAUGAUGAGGUGGGCCUGCCCAGCGAGCCGGCCAUUACACGGUCAUCCGAGCCCGUCCGGGAGGACCCGCCGGUCAUCCAGGAACCAGCAGGGUACCCGAGCUACCAGCAUGCUGUAGCCCAACCAGAGCCGGUGAAUCGCAUCGACCCCGCCGGGUUUAAAAUGGCAGCGCCACAGCAGAUGUAUAAAAAGGAUCUGUACAGCAUAGAUGAAUCAGUCCGCGUGAACCACGGCGUGAAGCCUCCUCCUCCCCCGCAGCAGCCUUUAGCCCCUCCCACCUCGCUCUCCUACAGCCACCAGCCUGUCUACCAGGACCAACAGCCAUACCGCCAGUACGACCACCCGCCUUACGGCUACGACGGUGGCGGCUACACACAACUAAAGCCUCACAACUACGACUCGCACCUGCAGUACGAUAACCGUGUGCCUCACUACAACGAACAGUGGCCACCUUACGACCAGCAGCAGACUCCACCCCAACCGCCGCCCACGUCCAACUACCCUCAGGGCCACCAGCCUCCCGUGGGUUACGACCUCCGCUCUCCGUACGAAGACGGUCCAACGAGGGACUUUAGCCCACCUCAGUCUCACUACGAUGGGGCGCCCCCUAUGGGUUACGAUAACCGGCCACGGCACCCCAAACCCGCGCCGGUGCGCUACGACGAGCCGCCACCUCCCCCUCCAGGAACCUCCUAUGAGGCUCGCUCGCCUUACGAAACCGAGCCGCACGGUUUCCCAGGAAACUCACAUCGCUCCCCGGAUCUUCCUAAGCAGUAUUACGGCGAUGCUGGAAUGAGACCGCCGUACAACCCGGGACCUCCGAACCGCGUAUACAAACCAGCUCAGCACGAACCUCUGAUGAACUCGGAACCUCCCGUUCCGCCUCCCAAACCUGAGGUCGUCUUGUCUCCGGGGGAACAUUCUCACCCGGCGGCCUCCAAACCUUUGCCUCCUCCCCCCAGGGAUAACGGUGAUGAUGAAGAUCCUGCCAUGAAGCCCCAGUCUGUGCUCAACAGGGUCAAAAUGUUUGAGAACAAGCGUUCUGUGUCUGUAGAUCGAGCGAAGGACACUGGAGAUGUAGCAGGAAUGAGGCCGGCAGACAUCCCGAAACCUGCGAGCACCCCUGGUCCUGUGCUGAAAGCCAACUCACUCAGCAAUCUAGAGCAGGAAAAACCAUCACACAGAGCCCCAGAGCCUCAGAAACCUCAGAGCCGUGUAGGGGACGAUGUGAUCCGCAACCAUUAUGACCCGGAUGAAGAUGAGGAGUAUUACAGGAAGCAGCUGUCUUACUUUGACCGGCGCAGCUUUGACAGCAAAGGCAUGAAUCAGCCGAACCCAGGAAUCAAUCGCUUCCACGAGCCAGCCAAACCCUCUCAACCUCAGAUAUCAGGAUAUCCAUUCGCAAGAACGGAGUCUGUAGAGAAGAUAAGCCCUGUGGACAAGAGGUACGAACCGCCCGUCAACCCAUCACCUGCUCCAUACAGCCAGCCCACCCCUGUAGCUCCGCCCACCUCCCUGCCCAAACUCGCUAACAUGGAAGUCAAUUCUCUCCCGGAUCCUCACAAUUCUCCCAAAGCCAAACCGGACCUGUCCGCUCUCAGAGCCCCCGCUCGGGACGACCCCGACCAGACCAACUACCCGCCCCCCAAGUCCUCCAUCAACGGCACCGACGCCCCUCCCAAAACGCUGGGCAUCCCCACUAGCUACAACCGCUACGUCCCCAAACCUUACACCAGCACCGCCCGGCCCUUUGAGCGCAAGUUCGAAAGCCCCAAAUUCAACCACAACCUGCUUCCCAAUGACACUCAGUCCAAGCCCAGCGUGAACAACAACCUGAAACCUCAGCUCUCGCCGCAGCCCCUGGACACAGACAGCGGGGUGGACACCUUCACGCGCACCAUGGACAACAGGCCCAAAUAUCAGCACAACAACAUCAAUGCUGUUCCCAAAGCUGUUCCCGUGAGCCCGAAUGCAUUGGAUGAGGAUGAUGAUGAUGAAGGCCACACGGUGGUGGCUACAGCGCGGGGCGUCUUUAACUGUAACGGUGGAGUGUUGAGCUCUAUAGAGACGGGAGUCAGCAUCAUUAUUCCUCAAGGCGCCAUCCCUGAUAGUGUGGAACAGGAGAUUUACUUCAAAGUGUGUCGCGACAACAGCAUUCUGCCCCCGCUGGACAAAGAGAAAGGUGAAACUCUGCUGAGUCCUCUGGUGAUGUGCGGCCCUCACGGCCUGAAGUUCCUGAAGCCCGUUGAACUGCGUCUACCACACUGUGCGUCUAUGACUCCUGAUGGUUGGUCUUUUGCUCUAAAAUCCUCCGACUCCUCGUCGGGUGACCCCAAAUGCUGGCAAAACAAGUGUCUACCAGGAGACCCAAACUACCUUGUGGGUGCUAACUGUGUGUCCGUGCUGAUCGAUCACUUCUGAAGAGAGCAACAGCUGGUCUGUUACCGAACGUGAACGCCGAGGCCUAGCAAGAGCGCUUCCCUUCUUCAUCCUCCCCUUCUCCCACUUCUCUUCUCUGAGGGGAAGGGGUUUUCAACACGAAGUAUUAAUUCACCUUACGUUGGGUUGAAGCAUCACACCCUAAAAAUAUCUCAGAGGACGAGGAAAGCACUCGUUUCCUGUUUGCUUUUUUCUCUCCGUCUCUUUUUUUGCCUUUUUCUUUACCUUUUGGUGCUUGAAGACUUGCAAAAAUAACUGAAUAAAUAAACUAAUGAAGAUAUCGAACUGUUGAAGGAAUGCAUGACCUGUGCCACAGAUGAUCCCAUUUUUGACAUUCGUAGCCUCCUUUGUCUCCAGAUGAUAAGAAGCGAGAAAAAGUUCAAAAGAGUUGACGGGAAAUGUAACCGUAUGGAUGUGCUGUCGUGUCCACGAACAGAAAAGCUGAAGUAGACUUUUUGUUAGCUUCACGGUCAUGUGUUUUUCGCAGGGCGCCGUAACGGAUCUCUGCGGAUGUGGAAAACAAGCAUGUUGGUUUCUAGAAAAUGAAGAACAAAUCUGACAUUUUAAUGUGAAGGAAUGUGACUGUUGCACUCAUUUGCUAAUGGACUUCCCUCUCCAGCUAAAAAAAAUGGGCUCUCUUCUCUCCGUUGUGAAUCGACCUUUUCUAGCGAUGUUUUACCGUAGACGAACAUACUGACUGGUUUUCCGAAACUCCUGCUGUUUAGAGAUCUAUGCAUGUGCUAUGACUCAGGUCCAAACGCCUGCUACUAAGUUGAAUACACAAACCUACCCAUCAUACACUGCAAGCAGUGAUGCCUUAUCUGCAUUCUUUUCCUUCUUUUAACCCCAACGACCGGCAAACGUCGAGUUUCUGUUACGGAGGGAAGUUACACGAAGGAUACGAAGUUCAUCCCGAUAUUUAGCACACACGAAUUAUUAAAACUGAUCAACCGGUCUGCUUUAUUCCACUGCUAUGCAUAUAAAGAAUAUACGAGAACACUAGGAUAUGUUUAAAUUACAGCUGUAUAUAUUGUGCUAGCAUAUGGCCUUGGUUCGCUGUAAAUUACCUUUUGUACAUCUUUGUUAUUUUGUAUAAAAACGUAACAUGAAAAAAGUUUCUUAAAAAAAAAAGGAAAAGUAUAACAUUGGUUAUGUUUGUAUUCCGGUUACACUUCUGAGCCUUGGAAUUUACCUUCGCAGUACGGAGAAAAUUUAAACGAAUAAAAAAAGUUCAAUGAAAAA